Messenger RNA from Micromonas pusilla CCMP1545, 1499 nucleotides. RefSeq lists its product as uncharacterized. The record is from RefSeq and is a predicted model, not a curated record. NCBI's taxonomy places the organism in Eukaryota, Viridiplantae, Chlorophyta, Mamiellophyceae, Mamiellales, Mamiellaceae. Gene Ontology annotation, molecular function: protein binding; mRNA binding. Gene Ontology annotation, biological process: regulation of gene expression. The coding region runs from base 1 to 1338 and encodes 445 amino acids. Gene Ontology annotation, cellular component: cytoplasm; nucleus. The transcript has a single exon.
AUGGGCGGCGGCGGGCUCGGCCCGCUCCCGCCGCCGCCGGGGAUGCACCAGGGCGGGUACGGCGGGUACGGAGGCGCGCGCGGCGGAGGUGGAGGGAUGGGCAUGGGACCUGGGGGGCCGGGGCCGGGGCCGGGGCCGGGGCCGGGGCCGGGGCCGGAUCCGCGGUACCAGCGCGGUCCCCCGGGGCCGCCGAUGGGCGGCGGCAUGGGGAUGGGUCCCGGGCCGGGGCCGGGGUACGGCGGCGGGUACGGCGGCGGGCCGGGGCCGGGGCCGGGGUACGGCGGCGGCGGGGGACCGGGACCGGGGUACGGCGGCGGCGGGUCGCGCGGCGGCGGCGGCGGCGCCCCCAUCCCCGGCGCCGCGUACGAAGAGAUCAUGUGCCCCACGGAAGCCGCCGGGAAGAUCAUCGGCCACGGCGGCGACACGAUCAACUCCAUCCAGGCCAAGUCCGGCGCGCACGUCAAGAUUCAGCCCUCGCACGAGGUCGUCCCCGGGCAGCCGCGACGCAUCACAAUCUCGGGCGUCCCGGGCGCCGUCGCCGACGCCGCGCAGCUCGUGAACGACAUCAUCCGCGAGACGGAGCUGAAGCACUCGCGCGCGUCGUUACCGGGAGGAGGAGGAGGAGGCCACAGCGGCGGCGGGCGCGAUUCGAACCAGAUCGAGAUGCCCGUGCCGGUCCCCACGGAGAUGAUCGGACGCGUCAUCGGCCGCGGCGGCGAGACGAUUCGCCGGCUGCAGGAAGAAUCCGGCGCGAGGAUGCAAGUCGAGCGCGACCUCGGGAGGGUCAUGAUCAAGGGCGGGGCGGACGAGUGCACGCGCGCGAAAGAGCUCGUCCUCGAUAUCCUCAACGCGCCGCCGCCCACCGCCGGCGGCGGGGGCGGCGGCGGCGGGACGGUCCGGCACGUGAUGCCCGCGGGGGGUUGCGAGGGGAAGAUCAUCGGAAAGGGCGGCGACUCCAUUCGCGAUCUGUGCGCGCGGACGGGCGCGAAGAUCCAGAUCGAUAAGGACGCGGCGUCGGUGACGAUCAGCGGGAGGCAAGAUCAGGUCGACGCCGCGAUCGCGCUCGUGCAGGCGAUCAUCGACGAGGGCCCGACGGUGUACAUGAAGCCCGGGGGCUUGCCGGGGGAGGAUCCGCGGCCGUACGAGCCGGGGUUGGGUCGCGGCGGCGGCGGCGGGACGGGCGGGUACGCCGCCGCGUCCGCCGGCGCGGACGGCGGCGACGGCGCGAAGCCGCUGUGGGAGGCGCACAAGUCGCCGGAGGGGUACACGUAUUACUACAACACCAUCGACGGGUCGACGACGUGGGACAUGCCCGCCGACUACGACGGCAAGAGUUGACGAUCCGAUGGACGAUCGUUGAUGAUCCGAUGGACGAUCGUCGCGAGUCGAAAAGACGACUGGAGCGAGCGGGGGCGAAGGCGGACGAGCGACGGGGUCUCGUCUCGCGCGGGGAUAAAUAGUAUCGUGUGGCGUCGUGCAAAAUAAUCACGUCGCGUUUG